AAACCGUGCGACCGGGACCGACCGGAUGGUGCGCCGUAGUUGUGGCGAGAGGAAUUUGCCAUCUCCGCGAGUCUCGGCGAGUCAGUCGAGUCCGAGCCGGUGUCGCGUUUAGUUCACGAUCAAGAUCGCGCGCGCGUACGCGGGAUCGCAUAGGUUUUACCAUUUAUUUCGGCGUUCGCGCAUCCACCAGCAGUGCUUUAACACAUUUUAGUAUAAGCGGGAGAUUAUCGGAUCGUAGCCCGUAGGUACCUUACCUAGUAGCAGCGAAGCAGAAACGAAUCAGCGCGCCGCACGCACUAAAAUACAAAAGCGACGAACCUACAGAGCAGCCGUGAACGCGAACGACGCGACGACCAUCAUGCGGACCGGUUUGCUGCUGGGCAGUGGUGGAGCUUCGGCCAGGCUUUGGGCCGGCUGUUGGUGCCUCAGUUUGGCAUUGUUGUCUUUUUCGGCGCUGGUCACGGCACAGUUCACCGACGAAGACGGCUUCGAUAUUGACUUUGCGCCGACCAGCGAAAAGACAAUGCAAGGCAAUCUCGUUGAAGCAGAAAGCGAAGGCGAGGGCAGCAACAGCAGCAGCGAGAACAACAACAACAGCACCAUGCGAUGCUGGAGUUGCGUGGCUCGGUAUCGCAGCUGGGCCGAUUGCCAAAAUCUGGACGAAAUGCAGUACUGCGAGGACCCCGAUGUAACCACCUGUAUGAAGAGUUCGAUCCGGAUCGAGGGUCUGCUGGGCCGGGAGACACGCUACCACCGGUUGGCCGGCUGUGGUCAGAACGAAACUGCCCUGCGCGAUGCGUACUUCGAGUUCUUCGAGAUAACCUUCGGCGACAGCGAGCGGGUCACGCUGGAAGAGUUCAGCACCUGCGAUGGGCCGCUGUGCAACGUCAUGGACGAGGAGGCACUGCAGCGUGGCAAGUGGCGCGUGGUCAAUGGCAAUGUGGUGACCGCCGGGGCUGCUGCUGCUGCAGGAAGAUGGGCGGGAUCGGCCGUGGCCAGUGCGCUGAUGAUUUUAGCUGUAAGGUCGUUUGUGUAAGAUGGGGGGAAGGGGGUUUGGAGAUAAACCAUCGAAGUAGAUGAUAAGUUCGCGAAAUAAAAUUUUAAUAAUGAAAUGCGAUGAACGUCUGAAGCUUUAAGAAGAAACACCUGUAACGCGUAAUUAAGUAACUAUUUUAUUAAUAAAUUUCAAUCAAACUUGGUCUGCUUCAGCUGUCGUUUGAGAUAUGUUCAUUACAUCAGUAAUCAAAAUUCAAAAUCCGAACCAGACAUGUUACUUAAAGCAGACGCGUUAUCGAAAUUUAUCGUGUGAAAGGCAGAGUUUGGGUGUUGCUUACCAGCAACCAUAUCGCAAUAGGUAGUAUUUUUUGUUUGGACAGUAUUACAUCCUUUACACGGCUACAUAAUGUUGGUUAGAGUAUAGUUUAGUAUGUAUGAUUGAUUAUUUUCCGUCAAUGGACAUGAUUAAUCAAUCGUUCAUUAAUAUAAGAGUUUCUAUUGCUAGAAAUAUAUAAUAAGUACACCUGAGGUCCUUAUACAUCAGCCAGGCACGGUAUUCAACCACAUUGUUAAGAGCUGAGUCUCCGGUAAUCUAGCGCUUUAAAUUCUUUUAUAGCAUCCAGUCAAUUUGUUCGCUUUGCGAAUGACCUAGACGGACACUAUUGCUAGUAUUUGCUGCCACGCCAUAGGUUACGCCAAAACGGGCAUUAUAGUGAUUUAUUCCAAUAAAUCGGGUCAUCUAAAUACUGCUGGAAGACCGGAUCAUAAAGAACUGAUUAAAGAACCAUGUCGAAUCCAAUGCGGUUCUCAAAAUCAUUUCCAACAACAUCCCAUUCGCAUACUUUUAGCCACAUUUCUCCUACACCAGUUCAGAGGUGCAAAAUGUUGUGUUGACUAGACAAUAAUUAAAAUUCGAAUUCUCACCGUCCGGUUAUCCAGAAGUAUUUUCCAAUUAUAAUUGCUAAGUGACUCUCGACACAAGUGGUCCGUCUAUCCGAAGUGGUAGCAGCGGUUAUUCGUCAGUCACUCAAGCGGGCGAGAGUUGUGCGUUUCGACGGCGCGAACCGGUUUUGCAACUCGAUGACGACUACAACAACGGCAGCCACGCAUUCGGGUAUUAGUCGCUUGUUUUAACUGGGAGCGACCGUGAUAAAUCAGGGAGGAAAAUCCACGCCCCCUCUGUAUCUAAUUUCCACAUUGUGCUUUGUGCGAGGGUAUUUUUUUUCCUCCAGCUCAUACGCUGCUCACUUAAUCCGAUCGAUCUUGUAGACAAAUAACAACCGAGUUGUCAUUCCGUUCCUGUGCUCACGCGAUGCUGUGUCCGAAUAACUGCGGAAUUGAUUUUGUUUUUCCGAUACAAAGUCAUUGGUUAGAGAGAAUUGGCGUAAAAUGACUCACAUCAAUAUGCAAAAUACGAUGAAAAGUUUGGGGAAUGUCCAGAAACAUGUCAUUUUUUAGCACUUAAAUCUGCCAAUUUCGUGCUAUUUCCGCCCGUUACUUCGAAACUUAAGGUCUGAGGUCAAGCUCGUCCGUUGAAAAUUUGAAAUUACCACGUGCUGCCGUUGAAAAAGCACGUUUUAGCUCUCUCGGAGAGGCAGCUUGUCCCACUCGUUCGGGGUUGGCAGUGUGGCCAGGAUUAUUUUGAAAUGAGUUUAUGGUUCAGUAUAGCCAAAGUUGUACAAGAUGGUUUUGUAUCAACAUUCUGGUUUUCAUUUUGUCCUCAGUGACAAAAGUUAUAACAUGGAUAUGGUAGAAGAUUUGCAGAGAAAGAAAAUAAUGUAAACAAAUAUAAUAAUGAAAGAUGUGAAUAUAACUGGCUCAGUAAAAGGUCGGGUAUUCAUCAAGAAUAUACUGAUGGUGUCUGAGCUCGUUUCUUGAUCAGUACAUAAACUUUACAAAAAUUAUCGUUGUUAUCCAAGGCUAUGGGUAUCUUAGCAUGCAUAUACGAUAUAAGAAUGCGAAAAUGAUUCAUUGAUCAUAGAAACCACUUAGCUAUUUGCUUUAUAAUUAUAAGCUGAGUAGCAGGUUGAGUCCAAAAGACGGGAGUUACGAAGAAAUAGAACAAGAAUAAGUGUAUUGUAUUGAUACAGCAAUAAAAUGCAUGGCGAAUUAUAUAUAACAAGCAGAGUUACUUCUUAUUAUACUUGACGUCGGAGAAGAUUUCCACUAUUGUUUCAUCGAGCAUUUCAUUGUGUUUUCAUUUAUAUUGAAACUAAAUACUAUCACAGCAUGGAAUCAUAAAUGGUUAGACUUAUCAAACCUCUUGUAUCUAAAGAUAGAUCUCAAAUCAUUAUUGGCAACCACCAAAACGGUGAUCCACACCGACCUCAAUUUUCUCAUUUCAGUCGAUACCAACAAAGCAGAAGAGAAAAAAAAACUCUCCCGGCUGAAAGCUGUGGAUGGAUGCCCGCAGAUGGGAGAACAAUAGAGCACGGUAUAAACAAACGCCGUCCUGGCAGGGCAGGUGCGUUUGGUAGCUGCGAAAUAGUUGCUAUGAAAAUGAUUUCGUGCAGUUCGAGCAAGUUGCUCGAAUACUCAAUCAAUGAUUUUAUGUAGCAGCAAAUGCAUUGAUUUGCAUUCAUUGCAUUGCAUUGAUUGCAAUUCAAGGUUUACAUGGAAAACUAAGAGAAAAUAAACUAAAUCAUCUCAAAACUUAAACAAAACAGAAACAUUUUAUAGAUUCAAAUUUAUUUAACAUAUUUCAUUCAAACAUACAGAGAAAAUAAAACUGCUCGAAACUCUAGUCGGCUGUAAGCGUCGACUCAUAGGAGAGCUACGAAUUUCAUAGAAAUCAUAUAUGGUAUACCCGAUGAUUUUGGGUGGAUCGGUGAAUAUUUUUUUAUCAUCCGGAAAUUCAUCUAGAAAUUCAAUGGAUUUCCUUCGAGAAUUUCUCUAGGAAUUCCUCUUGAAGUACCUCCAGAAAUUUCUCUAGGAGGUCCUCCACGAAUUCCUCAAGGUGUCCUUCAAGGCAGUCUUCAGGAGAUUUCUUGACAAGUUCCUCCCGGAAAUCCUCAAGGUGUUCCUCCAAAAAAUCCUCUAGGAGUACCUCUACGAGUUCCUCUGGAAAUACCUUGGGAAGUGUCUCCAGAAAUACCUUUUGGAGCCCAACCAAGAAAUUCCAGAAGAUUUCUAGAAGUUCAAAAGAUUUUUUUUCUACGAGCUUCUCCAGGAUAUUCUUGGGGAGUUCCUCCGAGAAUUCUUCCCAAAGUUCCUCGCAAAUCUCCUGUAGAAAAUCCUUAAGGAAUCCCUCUAGGAGAUUGUCUAGGAGUUUCUUCUAGAAAUUCUUCUAGAAGUAGGAAUUUUUCUAUAAGUUCCUCCGGGAAUUCCUCGAGGACUGCCAAAGGAAACUCUUUGAAGUUUCUCUAGGGAUUUCACUAGAAGUUACUUCGUGAAAUCCUUUUCGAGUGUCUCCAGGAAUUCUUCUUGAGUUCUUCCGGAAAUUCCUCUAGAAGUUCUUCCAGAAAUUGCUUUUCGAGUGCCUAUGAGAUUUCUUUGUAGGAGUUCCUCAAAGAAUUCCUCGGGAUUUCUCUAGUCGGUCCUCCGCGAGUUCCUCUAGGAGUUUCAAUUGCAUUUUUUUUUCUAGGAGUUUCUCUAGGAAUUCCCCAAAGAGCUCUCUUGAGAUUGCCUCUAAGAGUUCCUCCAGAAGUUUCUCUAGGAACCUUUGAAAAGUUCAAAUGCAUAUUUUCUAAGAGUUUGUUCUGGAAUUCUUCGAGAGGUUCUUCUGGAUAUGCCUAUAGGAAUUUCUCCGGGAAUUCCUGAACGAGUUCCCACCCUUAGUAAUUUGUCCAGCAGUUUCUGCGGAGCUUCCUUUAGAAGUUUCUUCAAGAGUUCCUAUGGUCUCGCCGGGAAUUCUAUUAGGAUUUCCUCCAAGAAUUACUCUAGGAGUUCCUCCAGGAAUUUCUGUACAAGUUCUUCCGGGAAUCCUAAGAAUUUUUUCGGGAAUUACUCUUGGUGAUCAUUCAACAAUUCCUCCAGGAACUCCUCCAAACAAUUCUUAAGUAGUAUACCUCUAAUUCCUGUAGGAGUACCUCCAAGAAUUUCUUGAGAAAUCUCUCCGGAAAUAUCUCUAGGAAUACCUCUAGAAAUUACUCUAGAAGUUGAACAUGCCUUUUUUCACGAGUUACUCCUGGAUUUCCUCGAGGAGUUUCUCGGAGAAUUCUACCAGAAAUUCGUCCAGAUUUUUUUCAAGAAGCUCUUCUAGGAGUUUCUCCGGAAACUCUUUCAGAAGUACCGAUUGGAUUUUUUUAUGAGAUCAUCCGGGAAUUUCUCUAGAAUUUCUCUGAGAGAUUCUCCGAGGAUUCCUCAAGGAAUUCUCGAGGAGUUUCUCCGGUUAAUCCGCUAGGUGGUCUUCUGGGAAUUGCUAUAGAAGUUCCAAGAGGAUUUUUUUUCUAGAAGUCUCCCCGAAAAUUACUCUAGGAAUUCCAAGAAUUUCGCUAGGAGUCCUUCCGGGAGUUUUCUUGGGAGUUCCAUCAAAAAUUCCUCUAGAGGUUCAUCCGGAAAUUACUCUUCGAGCUCCUAUCGGAUUUCUUUCUAAGAGUUGCUCCGGGAAUUCCUCUAGAAGUUUCAAUUAGAUUUUAUUCUAGGAGUUCCUCCAAGAAUUUUCCUAGGAGUUCUUUUGGAAAUUUUUCAAAUGUGAUUUUUUCUAAGUGUUCGUACAUAAAUUUCUCGAGAAGUUCUCCAGGAAAUGCCUAUGGGAGUUUAACCGGGAAUUCCUGAAGGAGUUCCUACCCCAGUAUUUUCUCGAUGGGUUUCUCCGGGAAUCUAGAUCCUAGAUUCCUCUAGGAUUUCCUCCAAAAAAUCCUCUAGGAGUUCCUCCGGAACUUCUUCAAAAAGUUCACCAGAAUCUCGUCUAGGAAUUCUUCCAGGAAUUUAUCUAAACAUUCUUCUAUAAAUUCUUCAGGUAGCUCCUCCGGAAAUUGAUCUUCGAGUUUUUAUAAGAUUUCUUUCUGGGAGUUCUUCAGGGAAUUUCUCGAAAUUUCCCUAGUCAGUCCUCCGGAAAUUCCUCUAGGAGUUUCAAUCGGAUUUUUUUUUCUAGGGGGUCCUCCAAGAAUUCCCCAAAAAGUUUUCUCGAGAUUUCUUCUAGAGGAUCCUCCAGCAAUUUAUAAGGAGGCCUCAGCGAAAUUCUUCUAGAAAUUCAAAUGGGAUUUUUUCUAAGAGUUCGUACGUUCGUAUCUCUGAGAAUUCCUGUAGCUUUGCCGGGAUUUCUACUAGAAUUCCUUCAAGAAUUCCUCUAGAAGUUCCUCCAGAAAUACAUCAAGAAGUUCCUCCAGAAAUUCUUCCAGGAAUUUCUCUAGAAGUUCUCCCGGGAAUUCUUCUAGGAGUGUCUCCGGGAGUUCUUCUUGGUCGUCAACCAGCAAUUUCUUCAGACGUUCCUCCAAAAAAUCUUUAAGAAAUAUCUCCUGGAAUUCCUCUAGGAGUAUCUCUCCCGAGAAUUCCUCUACAAAUUUCUCCAGAUUUUUUUCUAAGAGUUCCUCCUGAAAUUCUUCUAGGAGCUCCUACGGGAUUUUUUCUUUUAGUUCGUUCAAGAAUUCCACGAGUGGAUCCUUCGGGAAUUCUUCUUGAAAUUUCUUCAGAAACUCAUCUUGAAAUUCCUUCAGAAAUUCCUCUACGAGUAACUCCAGGAAUUUCUCCAGGAGUUUCUCCUAGAAUACCAACUAGAAGUCUCUCUGGGAAUUCUUCUAGGACUUCCAAGAAUUUCUCUAAGAGUCCCCCUGGGAGCUUCAUUGGGGGUUCCUCUAGGAGGUGCUCCAAAAAUUUCUAUAAGACUUUCUCCUUGUUCCUCAAGGAGUUUCUUCAGCAAUUUCUCUACAGGUGUUUCAAAAACUAUUCUAUGAAUUUAUUUUUAAAGUUCAUGCAGGAAUUCCUCUAUGCUGUCGUUCGGGACUUCUUCUAGGAGUUACAAUGUAUUUUUUUUUCUUGGAGUUCCUCCGGAAAUUGCUCUACGUAGAAUUAGCGACACCAGUAGAAUUCGUCCAAAAUUACCUCCGAAAAUUCCUAUGGAAGUUCCUUCGGGAAUUCCUCAAGGUGUUUCUCCGCAUAUUUACCCAGGAUUUCCACCGCAAAUUCUUCUAAUUGUUUUCUUCAGUAAUUUCUCUUACAAUUUCUCCACGAAUUCCUCUGGGAGUUGCUCCAGGGGUUCCUCCAGAAAUACUUCUUGGAGUUCCCUUCAGAAUUCAUCUAGGUGGUCUUCUGGGAAUUCCUCUCUAGGAGUUUCAUAGGAUUUUUUUUUUUCCUAAAAUCUCACCGGGAAUUCCUCUGGGAGUUCUUCCGGGUAUUAUUACUUGAAUAUCCCAAAGAGUGUCGUAAGCAAUUUUCUUCAAAGGUCAUCCAGGAAUUAUUUUAUGAGUUUCUCCCGAAAUUCCUCUUGGAGUUCCACUAAAAAUCCUGCAAGAAAUCCCGUCGGGAAUUUUUAUGGGAGUACCUUCAAAAAUUUCUCUAUAAGUUCCUCCUGGAGUUCUUCUUGAGAUUUUGUGUGUAUGUUUCUCCGGGAAUUAAACUAAAGUUUCUCUAAGAAAUCCUGUCGGAGUAUUUUCAAGGACUUUUCAAAAGUUCCUCCGAAAUUGCUCUACCAGUUCUCAAGGAAUUUCUUUCUAGCAGAUCCUCCGGUGAUUCUUCGGGGAGAUACCCCGAGAAUUUCUGCAGGCGAUCCCGAUAUUCCUCUAGAAGUUUCAAUGGGAUCUUUUUCUUGGAGAUUCUCCAUAAAUUCCUCGAGUGAUUCUUCCGGAGUUUCCCCGGGAGUUGCUCUGGGAGUUUCAUUUCUCCUAGAGAAAUGGCUGAAGAAACUCCAUGAGGAAUUUAAGGAGGAACUCCUGGAAGAAUUCCGAGAGGAACACCCAGAGAAAUUCCAGGAGGAAGUCCUAGAGGUAUACCUGGAGGAACUCUUAGAGCAAUUCCCAGAGGAAUUCCUAGAGGAGUUCUUGAAGGAACUCCCAAAAGAAUCCCCGAAGAGAAUUUUAGAAAAAAAAAUCUCUUGGAACUCCUGAAGGAAUGCACCUAAAGAAAGAGGAUCUCCAAGAGGCAUACCUGGAGGAACUCCUAUAAAAAAUCCCGCUGGAACUCAUCGAAGAGAAACACCUAGAAAAACUCCUAGAAAAACUCCACAGAUUAUUACAGGAGUUUCCUCUGAGAUUCCUUCGGCAAUUUAUCCUGGAGUUCUUCCGGGAUUUCAACUUAGGAUUCCACUUGAAAAUCCUCUAGGCAUUCAUACUAGGAUUCCACCUAGACUUCCUUCAUUGAUUUCUCUCUUUCUUCCUGGCAUUCCUACUGACAUUCCUCCAGGAAUUCCUCUUGGCAUUCCUCUAGGAAUCUCCUGGGAUUCUUCCAGGGAUUCUGCCUGGAAUUCCUCCAAGGAUUCCUCCAGGAAUUCCUCCAGGAAUUCCUCAUGGGAUUCCUGCGUGAAUUUCUCCUCAGAUUCCUCCAUGAAAUUUUCCUUGGAUCCUCCUUGGAAUUCCUCCUAGGACUCCUCCAAGGAAUCCUCCUCGGGAUUCCUAGAGGAGCUCUUCCUAGGAUUAUCACAUAGCUUCCUUUUGGUAUUCCACCAAUAAUUCUUCCUGGGAUUUUUCCAGGAAUUUCUCUUCGGAUUCCUUCAGAUAUUACUCUAAGGAAUCCUCUAGGAAUUCUUUCAAGAAUAUCUCCAGGAAUUCCUUCUAGGAUACUCACAGGUUUUUUUUCUGAGAUUUUACCAGCAAUUCUUCCUGGGAAGAAUCCCAAUCCAAGAAUUCCUCUUGGAGUUUCUCCAGAAAAUUCUCCUAUGAUUCCCCCAAGAAAUCCUCCUGGGAUUCCUUUUGGAAUUCAUCUUCGUCAAUCUUCCUGAGCUUCCUAUGGCAAUAACUCCUGGUAUAUCUCUAGGAAUUCCUCCUGAGGUUUCUCCAAAAAGGCCUUCAAGAAUUUCUCCAGAAAUUCAUCCAAGCCAUUCCUCUUGGGAAUCCUCCGGGAAUGUCUUCGGAAAUGCUUCAGGAAUUCCACAAAUAUAUCUUCUGAAACUCCUCCUGGGAUUCCUCCUAGUAUCAAUACAGGAAUUAAUUCUUGGAUUCCUUCAGUCAUUUUUCUCUGAAUUUUCCAAGGCUUCCACCACGAAAUUUUACAGGAAUUGUUCCAAGGAUUCUUACAUGAGUUUUUUCUGGGGUUCCUUCUACAAUUCGUCCUAGAAUUCCUCUAGGAAUUCAUCCUAGGAUUCCACUUGGAAGUCCUUUAGGAGUUCGUCGUAGGAUUCAACUUGGAAUUCCAACGUGGAUUGCUCCAAAAAUACCUCCAAGUAUUCCUUCAGGGGAUCCUUUAGGAAUUCCUCUAGGCAUUCUUCUGGGAGUACCUCGUGGGAUUGUUCCAGGCAUUCCUGCUGGGAUUCUUCCAGGAAUUCCAGGUAUUCCUAUUGGCAUUCCUCCAGGUAUUCCUCUUGGCAUUCCUCAUGG
This is a messenger RNA of Aedes albopictus (Asian tiger mosquito), 9404 nucleotides long. RefSeq lists its product as uncharacterized. The transcript is spliced from 2 exons. Bases 359 to 1036 code for a protein of 225 amino acids. The record is from RefSeq and is a predicted model, not a curated record. NCBI's taxonomy places the organism in Eukaryota, Metazoa, Arthropoda, Insecta, Diptera, Culicidae.